AUGUCUUAUGAUCCCAGAGAACAUUUUCAACAAAUCCAGCGAACACUGCAGCAGCGGAGCGGCAGGGGCUUCGGAGGUGUUCCUGGAGGAGGUCCUGCGGCUAGAGGUGUUUUGGCAUUAGUCGGCCUCGGAGUAGCUGGAGUCGUGAUCUCAAAUUCUAUAUUCAACGUUGACGGUGGCCAUCGCGCGAUCAAAUAUAAAAGAAUAUCAGGAGUGUCAAAAGAGAUCUACAACGAAGGCACACAUAUCCGAAUACCCUGGUUUGAAACCCCUAUCGAUUACGAUGUUCGCGCGAAGCCACGAAACGUUUCCUCUUUGACCGGAACGAAGGAUCUGCAAAUGGUCAACAUAACUUGCCGUGUUCUUUCUCGGCCUCGAGUGGAAGCAUUGCCUCAAAUUUACCGCACAUUAGGCACCGAUUAUGACGAGAGAGUCCUCCCAUCGAUUGUGAACGAAGUUCUGAAGAGUGUGGUCGCACAAUUCAAUGCAAGCCAACUCAUCACUCAACGAGAGAACGUUGCAAGAUUAGUCCGGGACAACCUCACAAGAAGAGCUGCGAGGUUCAAUAUCAUGCUCGACGAUGUCUCCCUGACCCACCUCUCAUUUUCGCCAGAAUUCACGGCGGCGGUCGAGGCCAAGCAGGUUGCUCAGCAGGAAGCCCAAAGAGCUGCUUUCGUGGUUGACAAGGCAAGACAAGAGAAGCAGGCAACUGUUGUUCGUGCGCAGGGUGAAGCACGGUCUGCUGAAUUGAUUGGUGACGCCAUCAAGAAGAGCAAGAGUUACGUCGAACUCCGGCAGAUUGAGAAUGCUCGCAACAUCGCAGCAAUUCUACAAGAGGCAGGAGGGAAAAACAAAUUGUAUCUUGACGCGCAAGGAUUGGGUCUGAACGUCAAUGCUGGUGAAGAUUCUUCCAAAAAGUAA
Molecule: messenger RNA, 921 nt
Organism: Rhinocladiella mackenziei CBS 650.93
Lineage: Eukaryota; Fungi; Ascomycota; Eurotiomycetes; Chaetothyriales; Herpotrichiellaceae
Exons: 3
Coding region: 1-921 (306 amino acids)
Biological process (GO): mitochondrion organization
Cellular component (GO): mitochondrion; membrane
Source: RefSeq, a predicted model, not a curated record